This is a messenger RNA of Paraglomus brasilianum, 954 nucleotides long. Lineage: Eukaryota; Fungi; Glomeromycota; Glomeromycetes; Paraglomerales; Paraglomeraceae. The record is from the annotation of a GenBank genome assembly.
AUGCAUCUCGAACUUCUUUCUAUCUGCAAAUACUUUAAAUCCUGGAAGUUAAGUAGGGAUAAGGAAGAAAAAAAGGGUGAGAUUAGCUGGGUAAUGGAUGUAAGAGAUUCAUUAAAGAAAUUUUAUGAAAUGCAUAAAACAAAACCGUUAGGAAGCGCUUUAGGAAAAAUGUAUCGUCUUGCAUCACAGAUUUAUCAGCGGCUCAGAUGGCCAGGAGAACCAAUGAAGAAACUAACGAAAGAAGAGGAGAAGCGUCAUAAAUCAGCCAAAGAAUGUAAGUAUCGAGGUCCUGCACAUAGCAUAUGUAAUCUUCAGCUGCAAAUAAAACCCGAAGAAGCAAUGUUACUUAUUCGAUUUCACAAUAUGGAAAAAUACGAUGCGCAUUUCAUUGCCAAAGCGAUGGGACGAAUAAGUCAGGAAGAAAUUAAAGCGAUACCGCACAAUAUGGAAAAAUUAUUUAAGCUUCGAUAUUGGCCAUCAGAGGUGCUGAAGCAUGUACAGAAAAGAAUUGCAAAAAGCCUGGACAUUUAUACCGAAUUGAUAAUGAUCGAUGUUUUGCCCACCCAGAGAGAUUCCCAAUCACACAAAAUGGAUGUGACAAAAUUACCACCAAUCGAGGCAUUUAGCAGUAUUCUUAAUAAAAGCACUUGUGCUCCGAAAGAUUAUGAAAGAGCGCAGGAAGUAUGGAAAGCUUUUGGUAUGAAAACUUUCCGAGAAUACCAUGAUUUGUAUCUCAAACUUGAUGUAUUAUUAUUAGCUGAUGUGUUUGAAGCGAAUCGAAAAAUGAUGAAAGCCAAGUUUGGGCUUGAUAUAGCUCAUUAUGUAUCACUCCCUUCAUUCGCAGAAGAUUCGUUAUACAAGAUGACAGGACAGAAAAUUGAGCUAUUCACUGAUAACAACAUGUAUUUCUAUGGCGAGCGCGAUGAUGAAAUACAUGCCAACAGGCGGGCAUAG